AUGGCAAUUAACCUACUAUUUCUUGCUCAUCAUUACCGAAUUAUUAAUUCAGACAGUGUGUUUAAUAAUUCCUCAUCAACAAUUCUCCAAGAAUCGGACGAUCCCUAUAUUCUCGAUAUCUCGAUAAAUAGCUGUUUAGCUUACAACUACAGAAAACCCGACUGUGGAAAACCCAGCAGUGGCGAUGGAAAAUUUGGUGACUUGACUGAGUAUGACGGAGGUUGGACUAGAUUGGACAAGGACUUGUGUCUAGGAUUAUCAUGGUUCAGAAGGGAAAUAUUGUGGGUUAAGACAAUUAAUCGUGACAAUUAUCAGAAAUUGCUCGACAGGACACAGUUAGCAGAUGAGGUGGUUAUCGAAAUUGCGGCUCUGGAUCCUGAGGCUGAUUUUAACGUGAAGGGGAGUCAGGAAUUGCAAGUGCCUGCUUAUGUUGUACAAGACUAUUUGAAGCUGCUACUGCAGACAAGUGAUGAACUAUCUCAGAAAGCUCUGUCUAAACAAAACAAAGGUGGUGGUGUUGGCUCCAUUCCGACUAGAGAAGAAUUAUCCAAGAGCGGUUGGGAACACAGUUCAAAUGGACUCUGGUUAAAGUACGGUCCUCAUGAUAGCAAGGGUGCAAUCACGGCAAUUGAUGUAUUAUUCGGGCUGGAUGCAGUUGAUCCGAGACCCAACUGGAACUUUGUCGAAUCUUCGAUCAAAGAUGUUUGCAGUUUAGUGGGAUACUCGGCCUUUUUAACGUAUCGUCGAGGACCUAGAGUCGAUUACAAAAAGCGCUACAAUAAGCCAUUGGUUAUGAAUAAGAAUGACGAGUUCAAGAUCCUUCAAGUUGCCGAUUUGCAUUUCUCCACCGGUAAUGGGGUAUGUUUCAAUGCCGAGCCUCCCUCGUCCACAAUUGGAUGUCGUGCUGAUCCAAGGACAUUGGAAUUUGUGAAUAAAGUUCUUGACAUUGAACAACCAGACUUGGUUGUAUUAACCGGGGACCAAAUAUUUGGCUUAACUGCUCCUGAUUCAGAGACUGCUGCAUUGAAAGCUUAUAGCCCUUUUAUUGAACGUAAAAUACCGUUUGCUGCCGUAUUGGGAAAUCACGACGCCGAAGGGUCAUUAGCAGCCAAAGAGUUGAUGCAGUUGUUUGCUGAUCUUCCCUACAGUGUCGGUGUUGUUGGACCCGAAUCAAUUGAUGGGUAUGGAAAUUAUGUCACCACAGUACAAGGUAAAUCAAACUCGUCAGUGGCUUUGGCUCUCUACUUUGUUGAUUCGCAUGACUAUAGUCAAAAUAAACAGGAGUAUCCCGGCUACGAUUGGAUCAAAGAAAAUCAGUUGGAGUACAUGAAAGAGCAAGCCAAAGCAAUCAAGGGUGGAGUUGCGGAAUUUGAAAAAGAAAAAGUGGAGCAGAAUGGCAAAACAACAAACAAAAAACAUUUAUCAAUGGCGUUUUUCCAUAUUCCUGUACCUGAGUUCAAAAACACAACAGAGACAUUGGUUGGUGGGCAUAGAGAAGAAAGCGGUUCUCCUUUGUAUAAUUCGGGUGCCCGUGAUGCAUUCCAAGAAAUCGGUGUUAAAGCUAUUAGCAUUGGACAUGAUCAUUGUAAUGACUUUUGUUUGUUGGAUAAACGUCAAUCGUCUCCUACAGAAGAAAAUCAAAUAUGGUUGUGCUAUGCUGGAGGAGUCGGAUUGGGUGGCUAUGGCUGUAGUGGAUAUGAAAGAAGAAUGAGAACGUAUGUGUUUAAUACAGCUAAGGGAGAGAUUAAAUCCUGGAAGAGGGCUGAAAAUGAACCCGACGAAAAGAUUGACGAGCAGAUCUUGGUGUUUGGGGGUACAGUUGGAAAUUGGGACUAG
This is a messenger RNA of Lodderomyces margitis, 1836 nucleotides long. RefSeq names its product phosphoprotein phosphatase. Gene Ontology annotation, molecular function: phosphoprotein phosphatase activity. The record is from RefSeq and is a predicted model, not a curated record. Gene Ontology annotation, cellular component: cytoplasm. NCBI's taxonomy places the organism in Eukaryota, Fungi, Ascomycota, Pichiomycetes, Serinales, Debaryomycetaceae. The transcript has a single exon. The coding region runs from base 1 to 1836 and encodes 611 amino acids.